UUUUGUUGCUGCUGUUGCUUUUGUUGAAACUCCCCACCUUUUUAGAGAAUAUCGCAACGACGACAAACUACCGACGACAACGACAACUACGUCAUCUUCAUACACUAGAGUCGAAGGAGAAAAUUGGAGUCUGAGUUUUAGUACUGGAGUUUUGUGUAAAAAAAAAAAAAAGUGAUUUCUGUCCAUGAAAAGACUGCAGAGUAACGAUAAUUUUGAUUGGUUUAAUUGUCUGCUAAAGACCAAUGAAAUUUUAAAUCAUUGAAAUUUUUUUACGUCACGAUGCGUCAUAUGACGUCACAGUAAACACGUAAAAAUAUUAAAUGAGGAUUUUAUAAAUUUAAAAAAAUGACGCAACAAAAUUCAAUACGAAUGUCAAGAUCGGAAAUAAAUGUUAGAAGAUUACUUGGACGUUGUGAAUUAUUGGCUAAGGAAGAUAGUCAUCAAGAUUGGAGAUUGGAGAAGUACAUUAACGCGCUGGAUGAUGCUAUCAAGAAAUUACAAACAUUACCAGACAAACCCAGUGGGGACAAAAUGAUGGACUAUACAAAAAGAAUAGAUUUUUUAAAGGGAGUUAUCGAUGCCGCUAAAUUUAGUAAUCCGAUAGAACGUGUUGCAGCAGCGCAAAUGUUGCCUAGAUCAUCAUCUGUACUUGUAGAUUCAACUGGACCCAAUAUUGUUGCGCAAAUUCAUCAAAAAACUUCUGCUAAAUAUAAUAAAGAAUUACGAUCUGAAUUAUUUAACACUGAUUCUGAUGAUGUUGGUGUAAGACAUCGUCUUUCAAGUGCAUCACCAACUCAAGAUGAAGAUCUAGAUGCUUUAAUAAAAUACAAUCGUAAUAUGCAAGAAAAAAUAGCCGAAAAUAUGUUACUGAUGACAAGCAAUAUGAAAGAACAUGCGUUAACAGCAAAUGCAAUUAUAAAAAAAGAUAUGAGUUCUCUUGAAAAAUCUGACAAAUUAACGGAAAUAAAUGCCGUUAAAUUAAACAAAGAGUCAUUGAAACUUGAAGAACAUACUAAAUCUAAAUGGAGAUGCUUGGUUUGGGUAAUGAUUGCAUUUGUCCUCGCAGUAUUUUUCAACAUGGUUUUAUUUAUGAAAGUUGCUAAAAAGAAAAUUUAAAUCACUGUUCAAAAUGGUACUAAUGUUGUUUUUAUAAAUAAAAUUUAUUUUAUAUUUUAUAAAUUUAUAUUCAUUAAAAAAUUUUUAUUGUAA
This is a messenger RNA of Microplitis mediator, 1209 nucleotides long. It is a transcript of the gene Use1, whose product is annotated as vesicle transport protein USE1. Bases 346 to 1116 code for a protein of 256 amino acids. Gene Ontology annotation, molecular function: SNAP receptor activity. The record is from RefSeq and is a predicted model, not a curated record. Gene Ontology annotation, biological process: retrograde vesicle-mediated transport, Golgi to endoplasmic reticulum. Gene Ontology annotation, cellular component: SNARE complex; endoplasmic reticulum. The transcript is spliced from 7 exons. Lineage: Eukaryota; Metazoa; Arthropoda; Insecta; Hymenoptera; Braconidae.